This is a messenger RNA of Trichechus manatus latirostris (Florida manatee), 2705 nucleotides long. RefSeq names its product serpin family D member 1 (gene SERPIND1). The record is from RefSeq and is a predicted model, not a curated record. NCBI's taxonomy places the organism in Eukaryota, Metazoa, Chordata, Mammalia, Sirenia, Trichechidae. The coding region runs from base 119 to 1612 and encodes 497 amino acids. The transcript is spliced from 4 exons. Gene Ontology annotation, molecular function: serine-type endopeptidase inhibitor activity. Gene Ontology annotation, biological process: blood coagulation; negative regulation of endopeptidase activity.
UGAAUGUUACCAGCUUCUUUUAAAGGCUGUGAUCCUGAAAUGGCUGGGAUCUGGCGCUGGUCUCUGUUGCCACCUCUCACUGUGUGUGGUUCUCCCUCUCAACUGCAGCUCUGCCAAAAUGAAACACCUGCUUCCUUCACUUGUCAUCUCUCUCAUCAUAACAUCUGCAUGUGGGGGGAACAUGGGCCUGGGGGAACAGCCUGGAGAAGGCAGAGAGCGCUCCAAGCCUGAAAAUCCACAGUGGGAACAGCUAACCAAUAAAACCCUGGGCCUGCCCCUCCUCCCCGCUGACUUCCACAAGGAGAACACAGUCACCAAUGUCUGGAUCCAGGAGGGGGAGGAGGAUGACGACUACCUGGAUCUGGAUAAGAUACUCAGCGAGGAUGAUGACUACAUCGAUAUCAUUGACGCGGUCUCACCCAUGGACUCAGGGGCGAGUGCCGGCAACAUCCUCCAGCUCUUCCAAGGCAAGAGUCGGAUCCAGCGCCUGAACAUCCUCAAUGCGAAAUUCGCCUUCAACCUUUACCGAGCCCUGAAGGAGCAGGCUGGCACCUCUGAGAACAUCUUCAUAGCGCCUGUUGGCAUUUCUACCGCAAUGAGCAUGAUCUCUUUGGGCCUGAAGGGGGAAACUCACCAACAAGUACACUCGAUUUUGCAUUUUAAGGACUUCGUCAAUGCUAGCACCAAGUACGAGAUGCUGACUGUCCACAAUCUCUUCCGCAAGCUCACUCAUCGCCUCUUCAGGAGAAACUUUGGUUACACGCUACGGUCAGUCAAUGACCUUUACAUCCAGAAGCAAUUCCCCAUCCUGGAGGACUUCAAAACCAAAAUAAAAGAGUAUUACUUUGCGGAGACCCAGCCAGCUAACUUCUCCGACCCUGCUUUCACAGCGAAAACCAACAACCACAUUCUGAAGCUCACCAAGGGCCUCAUCAAAGAUGCUCUGGAGAAUAUAGACCCAGCUACACAGAUGAUGAUUCUAAACUGCCUCUACUUUAAAGGCUCCUGGGUGAACAAGUUCCCAGUGGAAAUGACUCACAACCACAACUUCCGGCUGAAUGAGCGGGAAGUGGUCAAGGUGCCCAUGAUGCAGACCAAGGGGAACUUCCUGGCAGCGAGUGACCAGGAGCUGGACUGCGAAGUCCUCCAGCUGGAGUACGUGGGGGGCAUUGGCAUGCUCAUUGUGGUCCCCCACAAGCUGUCAGGCAUGAAGACCCUAGAAGCACAGCUGGCACCCCAGGUGGUGGAGCGGUGGCAGAAGAGCAUGACAAACAGAACAAGAGAGGUGCUUCUGCCGAAAUUCAAGCUGGAGAAGAAUUACAAUCUGGUAGAGGCUCUGAAGUCAAUCGGGAUCAUAGCGCUCUUUGACAAAAAUAGCAACCUCUCAGGAAUCUCCCAAGAUAAGAUCACCAUCGACCUGUUCAAGCACCAAGGCAUCAUCAUGGUGAAUGAAGAGGGCACCGAGGCAGCUGCUGUGACCACAGUGGGCUUCAUGCCACUGUCCACCCAGGUCCGUUUCACUGUCGACCGCCCCUUUCUGUUCCUGGUUUACGAGCACCGAACCAGCUGUCUGCUCUUCAUGGGGAGAGUCACCAACCCUGUCAAGUCCUAAAGGUGGAGCUCUGGGCAGCUGCAGCAUUUUACUGGCCAGGCACGCUGUGAUUGUGUGUCCAUUCUAACACGACAAUGGAGAUGUCUGGCAUUGUGACACUUGUGAUUUAUGCUACCAAUCUGAAAUCGAGGCCAAAAGGAGAGAGGAAAUUCACUAGCGACUGAGAAGUUCAUGGGAAUCAAUACUGCGUAGUGAACAGCACCGUAAGUUGAUAGAAGUCAACGUAACCAGGUGUUACCUAGAGGGUCUCAGCAAGAGGGUGAGCUCUUGCCUCCACACUUACAGAGUGUGUUCUUGGGCACCUCCUUCCCUGGCAUUCCCUGUUCCUCAGCCGGGGCUCCCCAUCUGAACACGGAACACAGAACUGAGUUGCAGGACUCAUUCCUCAGCUCUCUCAAGUAUGGUACACAAUCAGCACCAUUUCUGAUACACAGGAAAGGAGGCCUGUGACAUACACAGGAUGCCUAGGGCAUAAAGGCUUAAUCCUCUCUGGACUCGGCCUUCCAAACUGAUGCACAAUGUCAUCUGUGCCUCUUGCUGUCACCUCACAGCUGCCCAAAGGAGAGGGUAUACACAUAGCCAUGUUUUUUCCCCCUUAGAGAUAAAUAAAUAUAACCACUUCUACCACGUAUCUGUUACAAUUCUAUUUUUGAAGCUCAAGUAAUGAACAAAAGUCAAAUUGAAAACAGGUGAAAUCCGCAGGAAUGCUAGAGGUUGGCAUUUCUACACAUGGACCAAUGUGCUCCAGGCUUGCUUUCAGGACUACAGUGUCUAGUGUUCUGUGAAGCACUCGGUCCAGUGUAGCUAUAGAUAGGGUUCAGAACUCCGUGUGGUACACGUGGGAUUCCAGAAGCAAGUGCCGCACUCUGCACAGGGCACACCCAACCUAUUUUACGUACCUUGGACACAGUACAACAGAGUGAGACCCAGGUGUGGCACUGUAGUGAAGUGGCUUUAGAUAAGGUAGACUGUCUUAGGCUUGGUUCUCUAGAUAAGCAAAACCAGUAAAGCGUACAAAUAGAGAGAUUGUAGAGGCUGGAAUGUCCCAAGUCAGUGGAACAGAAUAGAGGCUUCUCUCAAUUCAUGUAGCUGC